Somion occarium is the source of this 2338-nucleotide messenger RNA. The record is from the annotation of a GenBank genome assembly. NCBI's taxonomy places the organism in Eukaryota, Fungi, Basidiomycota, Agaricomycetes, Polyporales, Cerrenaceae.
CGUCUCCCCACACUGCGCGUCGAAAUCAGGGUUCAUAGGUUCACGAAUAAUUCCUCACAACAAGCAUCGUGUCCAACAACAGACGAACCUCGGGGUCGUUUACUCCUAAGAGUUUAACCUCCGAGGACACCUUGAAUGAUGGCAACGGAACCCUACGGCACUGCAGGAUAUUUUCCCUCCCUGCUCUCACAAAUUCACGACGCUUAUCCUGACAUUCCCAUUGACACUGUGAUUUUUCAGGCUAUUUUGCUAUGCCUUGUUGCUGGAAAGUCCUCUACAGAUGCAUUAACUGACCCCGGUGCACAGACUUCUUGUGGGAGUAAAUAUCUGCUGCUGCGCACCCGCGAGGAAGACGUGAGCAUGGUGGCCAAUAUCGUCGUUACGACUCUAACCACUGUCUUCGGCCUCCCGAGUAACAAAUCUCGGAUCAAACCUACGACAGCUGCUAGUCUAGGCGCAGCCUCAGCUUCAAGUUCACGCGUAACCUCUUCAUCCAGUGCUAAGCGUUUCACAGCACAGACAGCAGUCCCACAAUCGGAUCAGUUCCUCCGCUCGUUGUUCUUCCGACCCCAAAGACAUUCACGGGUAGAGUCAAUCCUUACGAGUGAGCGAGACCGUAGGAACAGCUCUAGUCGCAGGUCUGCUCGGCAUUUCAAGAGAAGGUCGGCGACUUUGCCUCCUGAGAACGUCUUGCACGAUAAUUCCGCGUUGGGCGUAGGUUUACUUGCGCCGAGUGUUACCAGUCAUUUGAAGGAUACAACGGAUGAAAGUUUUUAUGAUGCGGCAUCGAUGGCUUCUUCAAGAAGGCCUCUCUUGCCUGAUGGCAGAACACCGGCUUCGACAUUGAGGAGUAUCCGUCCUCAAGCUCCGAGGUUACAAACAGACCCUACACCCCUCAUUUCCAUAUUCCAGCCUCCCUCAGUGAGCAAUGCUAGUGCUAAAGCGGCACCAUCUAUCGGGCAUACAUCUUCAGCAAGUAUAUCAGGAAUUGUUCUGCCAAAGGCUUUGGUCGUUUCUGGAUUAGAGCAUACUGAGAUAUCUGCACAGCGGGCGUUGACGCAGGUCCUUACGGAGAGAAGGCUUGUAUUGGAGAAUGAGCAGGAGCACGACAACGGUGAAGUUUGGAACCUGCCAGAGGACUUCAUUUUCGUAUAUGUCUGUCCCUCGGAUGCGAGUGAUAGACCGCCUAUCCUACCAGGACUGCUCGACAAGUUCUCUAUGAGUGUAGAUGUCACCAUUUCCCCAACGGUCCGUCAAACAUACAAUGCGUAUCGUGCACUACAAGCCCCCUCCUUCCACUCCCCCUCCCCCCGAUCACCAACAUCUCCACUGAAACCACUGACUCCUUCAUCCGAAAUCACACUACCAACCGUGAAUACAAGGCCGAACUUCAUACGUCCAGCGUCAGCCGGCCCACCACCCAAUAAAACCCCUAUCAUCACAUCUUCAGAACUCGCGAGGCUCAGGGCCUUGACGAACUCUCCACCGCUGGGGUUAUCGGAGUUGGGUAAAAGGACGCAAGAUGCAUAUACAUCGAUCCAUCCUUCAUUGAACAUGUAUCUCGCGGAUCUCUUCUCUGCAACUCGCCACCAUCCAGAAUUGGACAGUUCACUCCUAACGCUGCGUGCACAUCGAGAUGCUGCAGACCUCGUACGCGCAUUCCGAGUGAUUAGCGGAGACUCCUUGGGUACUGAGCUCAUCUCGUCUAUCUCUUCGAAUGCCUUUGCCAAUGGGUUGCGAGUAAGUGACGAGAUGAAUAGGACAAUAACGAGUACAGAGGGAGACGCGGAGAGCUCGAGAGCAUUGAGCAAGGCGGACGAUGAGAGUCUCGGUUGGGGCGGAAUGGAUGAUGGGGACGAAGUGCUCAUGAACCUUCACGGACAUGAACAUGCAAAGAGCAUGGUAGCUGUUCACGUUCAGGCACCCGAUGCCUCCUCAAGCCAGGACAUGCCUUUCGUUAUUGGCGAUCUAGGAUUGAUAGAGGGGCCGGAAGUAAAGUUUCCAGAGCCUCCUCCAGAGAUAUGGGACGUGAGCGAAGUAGAUAUUGCGAGGAUAUUCCCGAGAGUCGUCUCGCAUAGGUUGAAAGUUAGGGAAGGGCCGGAUGAUGAGAUCUUGGGGAGUUUGAUGUUCCCCGCGGCGGAGGAACCGAAGAGGUGGAAAGCUGCUGGGCAGGAGAGGACGUCGACCAGGAGAAGUGUGAAGGAGAUUCUUGUCGAAAUAUUGUCAGAUGUAUAGAUAAUUUGCGCGAUACUCAUCGGAUUCAUAUUGUAGUAAGGAAUGGUAAUACCAAUAUGAAGUUGCCCGAAGCGAAGAGACUACUCGAAAAGACGUUCAUUUC